GAAAGGGGCGGGGGAGAGACGGCAGCCUGUUGAACGCAUGUGAUCAUCAAAUAAGCUCCCCGGACCCAUCUACAAACUGAAGUGAGGCAGCGAUAGCAGGAGAAACGGUUCAUAUGUGUUCCCCGUGUGUUCGCAUCUCAGAGCCAUCCGUAUUUUCCAACUAACCACGCUUUCCUGCAGAGAUCUUCCGCAACAGGGACCCGAGGUGCACAGCUGCCCCAGGCUAGGCCGUGCCGGUAUACAGCUCUUCGCGGGGGAUGUGAGUGGCGUCCCGGGAUAGGAGGGAGAGGAGGAGGAGGAGGAGGAGGAGGAGGAGGAGGAGGAGGAGGAAGAGGAGGAGGAGGAAGAGGGGAGCCAACAUGGCCCUCCUGGCGGGCGACGGCUCCGACUACGACUACAGCGCCCUGAGCUGUGACUCCGACACCUCGCUCAACCUCCCGCCGCCCCAGGAGACCGAGGCCCUCAAGGGGGCCUUCUACAAGCGGGCCCAGCUGGCCCCGGAGCCCACCGGCGGCUGUGGGGGGACGGACGCCGCCCCGCCGACGGCCGCCAGCGCCCGGCGCCGGCCCUACGCCGUGGUCAACGUGGGCGGCGUGCGCUACCAGCUGCCCUGGAGCACCCUGGAGGACUUCCCGCUGUCCCGCCUGGGCCGGCUGCACCUGUGCCGCAGCUUCGACGAGAUCAUGCGCGUGUGCGACGACUACGACGUGGCGCGCAACGAGUUCUUCUUCGACCGCAGCCCCUGCGCCUUCCGCACCAUCCUCACCUUCCUGCGCGCCGGCAAGCUGCGCUCGCUGCGGGAGAUGUGCGCGCUCUCCUUCCGCGAGGAGCUCCUCUACUGGGGGCUCCCCGAGGAGAGCAUGGAGUGGUGCUGCCGCCGCCGCCUCCUGCAGCGGGUGGAGGAGUGCGAGGAGCUGGAGCGGGCCGAGGACGAGGACCUGAUGGAGGACAUGAUGGAGACGGAGAGCGGCGGCGGGGGCCGGGCCGGGGGGUCCGGCGAGGAGGGCGGGGAGGGGGCCACGCGGACCAGCCGCUGCAUGGCGAGGCUGCGGGACAUGGUGGAGAGGCCGCAGUCGGGCCUGCCGGGGAAGAUCUUCGCCUGCCUGUCAGUGCUGUUCGUCACCAUCACCGCCGUCAACCUGUCCGUCAGCACCAUGCCCGCCAUGCGGGAGGAGGAGGAGGCGGGAACGUGUUCCCAGAUGUGCUACAACAUCUUCAUCGUGGAGACGGUGUGCGUGGCGUGGUUCUCCCUGGAGUUCACCCUGCGCUUCAUCCAGGACCGGAGCAAGCUGGCCUUCCUGCGGCGGCCGCUGAACCUCAUCGACGUGAUGGCCAUCCUGCCCUACUACAUCACCCUGGUGGUGGACAGCACCUCCACCUUGGAGAAGCGGCCCGGCUCGGGCAGCAGCUACCUGGACAAGGUGGGCCUGGUUCUGCGCGUGCUGCGGGCCCUCCGCAUCCUGUACGUCAUGCGCCUGGCCCGCCACUCCCUGGGCCUGCAGACGCUGGGGCUCACGGCGCGGCGCUGCACGCGCGAGUUCGGCCUGCUGCUGCUCUUCCUGUGCGUGGCCAUCGCCCUCUUCUCCCCGCUGCUCUACCUGAUCGAGAACGAGAUGGCCUCGGCGCGGGAGUUCAGCAGCAUCCCGGCCACCUACUGGUGGGCCGUCAUCACCAUGACCACGGUGGGCUACGGCGACAUGGUGCCGCGCUCCAUCCCCGGCCAGGUGGUGGCGCUGAGCAGCAUCCUGAGCGGCAUCCUGCUCAUGGCCUUCCCCGUCACCUCCAUCUUCCACACCUUCUCCCGCUCCUACGUGGAGCUGAAGCAGGAGCAGCAGCGGCUGCUGCAGCGCCGGACGCACUUCCUGCUGCGGAGCCGCAUGGCCGGCAUGGGCAGCAGCGACCUGUCCCUGGACAGCCUCUUCCCCGGGGGCACCGCCGAGCGCCCGGGCAGGCUCUGAGGGGGGGCAGGGAGGAGAGGGACUGAGGUCUCUGAGAGGGGCAGGGGGACUGAGGAG
Molecule: messenger RNA, 2015 nt
Organism: Gadus morhua (Atlantic cod)
Lineage: Eukaryota; Metazoa; Chordata; Actinopteri; Gadiformes; Gadidae
Gene: kcng1
Product: potassium voltage-gated channel, subfamily G, member 1
Exons: 3
Coding region: 360-1958 (532 amino acids)
Biological process (GO): action potential; potassium ion transmembrane transport; protein homooligomerization
Cellular component (GO): voltage-gated potassium channel complex; membrane
Molecular function (GO): delayed rectifier potassium channel activity; protein binding
Source: RefSeq, a predicted model, not a curated record